UUGAGGGGGGGCAACACACGGACUACACGCAACGUUGUGAGAAUUACAUUGUUGCACAUUAUCCAAGGGCUUAGAGACGCUAAAAUAACGAACAGCAGGAUUUUGUGCACAUCUGCAUUGCAUAGGCUAUGUGGACGCUGCAACAACUACCGACAAAGAAUUCAUGUGAAGCAGAUGGAAGCUGAAUGCUCUUCAUUUAGUGCAACAUCUACAACAGUCUGCAGAAAUUUACAUUCUAGGGAGGAAGAGAAGUGGGUGUCUUUAUAUCCAAAAACUGCCCCAGUUUUAAGAAUACAUCAUGAUGAAAGGUUAUGCAUCUUAAGAGGCAUUGCAAGCCAGCUGUGAGGUUUCGUUGCCAAGGCAACUCAGACACCCACUCUACAGUGCUCGGCUCACCCUUGCUGAUCAGGCACAUUGGUCAAGACCCACUAAAAGCGACUGAACAACAAAAGAGAGAGGGAAAGAAAAGGGUAAGCUAAGUUUGGAAGGUCACCCUAAAUCAAGAAGAGCAGCUGAAGACAACAGCAGCUGGAUUCCACUAUGAUUCUGAUGCACUGCACCCUCUCCGACUGACGGGUUUUCUCGGCAGCAAACUGGCCAAGAGAAAGAGAGCUCACACAGGUGGGCCAGCAGCAUCCCAGAGAUUAUAGAUUUGGAGAUUACAGUACAACAGCAGGUCAGGGCACAUUGCCUUUUUGAAAUCCUAGUUUUCCACCUCACCAAUUCCGUUAAGAGCUGUCAUCGUGAAAUUGGCAGGCGAGUCCUGCGACGCAACACAUGUUCGCAUGCACUCGGACUGAUCACGUACUCCUCUAGCUGCUAGACAAAUGCAGUGUAAGAAGAAAAUCUGAUGGAGGGAUGGCUUUUUUUUGCUUGCCUUUUUCUAUAAUCCAGCUCCUUGGCUCUCAAAUCCCUUUUUUGUUCUUGAGCCAUUAGAUUCUUUUAAUCGUCUUUGUUGCUAUCUUUUACUCCUUUUUUUUAUUUGGUUCAUUUUUAUCAUCCACUGACCUGGAGAGUCAAGUGCUCAACUUAUCAAACUAUGAUGUAGAAUGUCCUAAAGUGCUCAGUUAGACUGGAAUGUUCAAACCCCACUGCUGUUUUCCAGACAGUUGCGAAUUGAAGCUAGGAAGUGAAAGUGAAGUUCCUCAAAGAAUAGUUUUCAUUGAAGAUAUCAUAAAGACCAAGGAUCGAGACAAAUGCGGCGACAUGUCUCUGCACUUAAAAUAAUUUGCAGGAUACUCGACUACAGCUAAAUGAAUGAGACGGAAAGAGUUUAGAGUGUUGUAUAAUAUAAAGCUAUUCAAUAUGUCUGCAAAAGAACUUCAUCACAAGUCUGUGAGAAAACUCCACCCUUUUCCUCCUCUGGCUGUGAAGUUCAGCACGGUGGCUCGGUAGACAGAGAGUACGGACGCGGUCAAACCGAAUUACAGUGACAAACUUGGACUCAUAGAGGACUGUAAUGGAACAGACACGGAUGACAGCCUAGCUUGUCUGGCACUGAGAUGUCAAAACCGCAGAGAGGGCUAUUCUUCCAACUGUCACUGCAAGGAGAAUAGAGCAGAUCACACACACGCCUACAAGCAGACUGAUUUUUUAGAGGCGAAAGACUGGUGUUUGUUUGAACCGUGGCAGUUCAGAAGCGUGAAAGAGAGAGCUGGAGGAGAUCCCAUGGUGUAGGGGGAAGAGAUUGAAAAUAAAGAGCGGUAAAAGGCUCCACGGAAGCGGUGACACUUUGAAAGAGAAGACUGACAGACGGCAGAUCAGCAGUGGUAGUUCACAGGCGAACAGUUUUGUGAGAUUCACACACUUUUGGGUUUAAAGCUUGUGUCGCUCAGUACGCCAAGUAGGACUGAGUCCAGGUUGGGCACGGUGGCAGGGGCCGGUUUAUGGCAGUGGGGCGGGCGCAUGCCGUCUGUGGCUCCGCAGCGAGAGGGACGCUUGGGCUUGGGCUGGGGAUGGGCCACAUGGGCACGAACUCCGAGGACGGGUGAGCUGAGGCCCUGGGCGCCCGUUGGAGCUGUGGCGGCAGGAGAACGCGGGGGCAUGCGUUGCUCCCUGCGCGUCUGCGUGGUCUUGGGAUCCCUGGCCCUCCUGUUCCUCACCUCGCUCUUCUUCUCCUUCUCCCUGAGAGGAGGAGCCGGCCUGCCUUACUUUGAACCCCCGGGAUGGGAAGAGUCGCGCAGGGUUAAGCUAGUUCCCAGCUAUGCUGGUUCCCACCGAGUGAUCCCAGCUGAGAGCGCUCAGCAGAAGACAUGUGCCUGCUCUCGGUGCGUGGGCGACCCAGGCGUUUCCGACUGGUUCGACGAGAACUACGACCCAGACAUCUCGCCUGUGUGGAUUCGGGACAACAUCCAGCUGCCUUCAGACGUGUACUACUGGUGGGUGAUGUUGCAGCCUCAAUUCAAACCCCACAACAUCCAGCAAGUUCUACAGAGGCUGUUCCAGGUCAUUCCAGGCCGUUCCCCAUAUGGUUCGUGGGACCCUGCCCGCUGUCUGCGCUGUGCUGUGGUGGGGAAUUCAGGAAACCUCCGCGGGGCAGGUUACGGUCCAGUGAUUGAUGACCACGACUCCAUCAUGAGGAUGAACCUGGCCCCCACUGUAGGGUACGAGGAGGAUGCCGGCAGCCGUACCACACACCACUUCAUGUACCCAGAGAGUGCCAAAAACCUGGCGGCCAACGUGAGCUUUGUGCUGGUGCCCUUCAAGACUCUCGACUUGUUGUGGAUCACAAGUGCUCUCUCCACCGGCCAGAUCCGCUUUACUUACGCUCCAGUGAAGCAGUUUCUGCGUGUGGAUAAAGACAAGGUUCAGAUCUUCAACCCAGCUUUCUUUAAAUACAUCCAUGACCGAUGGACACAUCAUCAUGGGCGCUAUCCCUCCACUGGCAUGCUCGUCCUGUUCUUUGCUCUACAUGUAUGUGAUGAGGUGAAUGUAUUUGGUUUUGGGGCGGACAGUCGGGGAAACUGGCACCACUAUUGGGAGCAGAACCGCUAUUCUGGAGAGUUUCGUAAAACAGGUGUCCAUGAUGCAGACUACGAGGCCCAGAUCAUCGACAAGCUGGCCAAGGCUGGCAAGAUCUCAGUGUUUCCUGGAAAGUGAAUCUGGGCACCAGGUGCAAAGAAAUGGACCAACUGAUGGACUACCAUAAAGAAAACCACCCAUUAUCCACUUGACACAAUUAGUGUGCCUGUUAAACAUGAUCAAGAAGUAGUUUCAUGAUCUUAUUAUCAUUCUGUGCUGUCCUGAGGGGUCAGGAGUCUGGACAGUGUCCCCCAUAAUGUGGUGGUUUUGAGAGGAGACGCUAGUAAAUGUGCUUUUCCUUGCAAGCCUACCUCAACUGGGACAAGGAACUUGACUUGGAAAGGAACACUAAUAUCUCACCACUAAACAGCAUGUUAGGUAUAUGUGCUGGGAAUGGAAUAAACUCAUAUUUAUGACUUUUGUUGAAUAGUGACGAUACGAGAACUCUUUCCGGCCUAUCUCUUAUGUGUGCUCACGCCGAGGCCAGAUAGAUGAGUGAGACCUACAAUCACCAUAGUGUAUCAUAGUACUCUAGUAGUUCUCUGUGAUUCAUUGAAGGGACAGUUCAAAAAAAGAAAAUUCUGUCAUCAUUUACUCUCCCUC
Rhinichthys klamathensis goyatoka is the source of this 3624-nucleotide messenger RNA. RefSeq names its product ST3 beta-galactoside alpha-2,3-sialyltransferase 2 (gene st3gal2). Gene Ontology annotation, molecular function: beta-galactoside (CMP) alpha-2,3-sialyltransferase activity. The transcript is spliced from 8 exons. Lineage: Eukaryota; Metazoa; Chordata; Actinopteri; Cypriniformes; Leuciscidae. The record is from RefSeq and is a predicted model, not a curated record. The coding region runs from base 1906 to 3099 and encodes 397 amino acids.